GUUUAUCUAGUGCCUAGAACAAUAGCUGGCCUACAGAAGUCAGAUGGUGUUAUCAUUAUGACCCUGGAAAUGAAGACUUGGAUUGUAUUUAAACUGGAUCCUUUCCAGUGAUGACAGCUGCGCUGACCUCUCCUCUCUGGUGGCUUUGUCCUGAUUCGCGACUACGGUGAGCCCUUUCAGGAAGCAAUGCGGUUGGACCUGGUUAAGGAGAGGCUGAAUACGGAAGUGUACACGGUGGCAUAGUUUGUGCGGGACAUGAGCCUGAUCUUCCGCAACCAUAAAACAUUUCACAAGGCUUCUGACUUUGGCAAGGCAGGACUUGACUUAGAGGCAGAAUUUGAAAAAGAUCUCAAAGACGUGCUUGGUUUUCACGAAGCCAGUGAACGUGGUUUCUGGACUCUUCCUUUACCCUGUUCUGAAAAGACUGAAGCAUCGCAACCUCAGGAUUCAGCUGAUGGGACCCUGGCUUGGACUGUUAAUUGCCCAUGAGUCUGGGAUGUAAUUGGCUGCCCUCAGGACCCAAACCCAGACCCUUCAUAGGAUUAUCACACCCUCCACCACCUUUAUUCUUUCAUUUUACCUUUAAAAGGCUAUAUUCACACUAAAAAAACAAAAUUAGUACUUCCUUCAUACCAUCAGAUACCCCAUCAUAGUUCUCAUAGUUCACAUUCUCUCCACUGUCUCAGAAGUCUUUUUAGAGUUGAUUUGUUCAAAUCAGGAUCUAAACAAGUUGCACACAUUGCAUUUGGCUCACCUGUCCCUAUGUCUCUUUUAAGCUAUAAAUUGUCAUGUAUUUAUUGAAGAACUCAGGGUUUUGGUCCUAUUACAUUUUUUGCAAUCUGGAAUUUUCUGGUUGCAUUUUCUUAGUGGUAUAGUCCUCUCUUCCUCUCAUUUUUUGUAAGCUAGAAGUUAGAUCUAGAAGCUUGCUUUAACUCAAGUUUUGAGGGGUUUGUUUUGAUUUGGGGUUUUUUGGGC
Molecule: messenger RNA, 975 nt
Organism: Mandrillus leucophaeus (drill)
Lineage: Eukaryota; Metazoa; Chordata; Mammalia; Primates; Cercopithecidae
Product: sp110 nuclear body protein-like
Exons: 2
Coding region: 256-489 (77 amino acids)
Source: RefSeq, a predicted model, not a curated record